Molecule: messenger RNA, 669 nt
Organism: Pyricularia oryzae 70-15
Lineage: Eukaryota; Fungi; Ascomycota; Sordariomycetes; Magnaporthales; Pyriculariaceae
Exons: 2
Coding region: 1-669 (222 amino acids)
Cellular component (GO): cytoplasm
Molecular function (GO): phosphoprotein phosphatase activity
Source: RefSeq, a predicted model, not a curated record
AUGAAGAGCCGUCAACUGCCGUCAGACGAAUCCUCCGUGCGCCUGAAGGCACGGGGUCGCGUCAGUGAACAAACCUACUCGCACGGUGGAAUACCGAGCACAACACGUCAUCCCGACUAUGCGCCCAUCGAUCAAAGCCAGAUUGCUUGGUUCACGGACAUUGCUUUGACGCAGCGAAUCGCGUGUAAGAAUGGCGAUGUCAACAAUAACAGCUUUCACUUGUCUAUAGCUUUUUUGCACAUUCCUCUUCCCGAGUUCGGCGACCCUAAUCUUAUCAUACGCAACGGCCACAGAGGAGAACCUUCCGAAAAUCCGAGCCGCAAUACUCAUUUCUACGACGCUUUGGCUGCAGGAGGUGUACAAGCAUUAGGCUGUGGGCAUGAUCACGUUAACGACUUUUGCGGUCUGUUACCACUAGCCGGUACGAAUGCUCACCGGCUUUGGCUGUGCUAUGCAGGUGGCGCUGGAUUCGGAGGAUAUUGUUCGUAUGGCAGAACGCGAUUCCAUCGACGGAUGCGGGUCUGGGAACUUAAUACGAAUACCGGGAGCCUAACCACUUGGAAGCGAGUCGAAUAUUGCAAAGAUAGAGUUGAUGAGUUGCUGCUUGUGGAAGGUGGAGCAGUAGUUGAUAAUUUUGGGGAAGACGACGGUGGAAAGGCUGCUAAAUGA